AUGUCGGCAUUCACAAGCAAGCAGCUGACUGUUAAGUCCUUUGUCGUGACUGAGCCAAACACCAAUUCACCUAGCAGGCCGAAGACUUCGCAUUCACCAGCGCAAGCAUCAGAGCUUGUUAUCUUUCCGCCUUUCUUGGACGAUCACGCCGCUACACUGAACAGACCUUCCAAGAAGCAAGCCGGCACAGAGAUUCCGAACAAGUCAACAGCAGUUCCUUCCUUGAAAGUCGUACAGCAAAAAUCGGCGCGACCAAGAAUCAUGUCUCGAGUCGCAACCGCAAUCUCCAGUGCUGUCACCAGUGUCAUCGGCACAGGCAAUCCAAUCAUUGGCCCAUCUCCCAACUCGGCGGUCUACAACUUGAAGAAGACCUAUCAAAAGAACUACUUCAAGCACCACACCUUCCGCGAGGAACAGAUAGGCCAAGGAACGGAGGCAGAGGUAUACCUGCUCAGCAAUGUUGAUAAGCCCGAAGUCUUUGCCGUCAAGCACACGAAGGCGACCAAAUUGUCGAAAGAGCAAGCCAAGCACGAUGAGCUGCCUCACGAAGCGAAUAUGCUGCUCAGGAUGGUCUUGCCACAUCCUCGUAUCGUUGCAGCUUUUGAUUGUCUGCCAGAUCUCGCUGCGCCAGGGCGCCACAAGAUCUACAUGGAGUACUGCAAUGCGGGUUCGCUAUCGCAGCAGUACACGCACUGGCUUUCGCGUGUCAGGAGCCCAAUGCCAGUAGUUUUCCUGCUCCACGUCUUGGUCCAAGGAAUGGAAGCUCUUGCAUACCUCCACAGUGGCCUCAGGUACGUCGGCAAGGGCCAAUACACGCAAGACCCGGAGCAUCUGCCCAUUGUACAUGCCGAUGUAAAAGAAGAACAGUUCCUUCUUAGCUGGGGGUUGUUCCCUUUGCCUGAGAUCAAGCUUGCUGAUUUCGGCACCGCAAAGUUCUCAGGGCAACCGCGAGCGAACGGACUCGCUGGGACUCUAUGUUACUUGGCUCCCGAGGAUGUCGCAUGCAUUGGUGGCCUGCAGCCCAUCAAGGAGAACGCUUGGGCCUUUCACGCAAUGAGCGAUGCUCGAACGACAGCUUCAGACAUCUAUGCCUUCGGGCUGAUGAUGUACAUGUUCGCAUCCAGGGAGAAAAAGCCGGCGAACAUUGGUACAGAGUCGAGUGGCUUGCGAAUCUCUCGCGAAUAUGAGACCCCGGGCGUGCUGGAGCUGAUCCGGAGCAUGCUGGCAAUCAAUCCGGCCGAGCGUGCAGAGGCGUCCUUUCAUCCGACGAAGGGUAUUUUGGCACAGGUCCAUGUGAUGCGAGAAGCUCGGGACAAGCUCAUCGGCGCAAGGCGAAUUCCUGGACCGACGGAAUGGGCUGUGCCUCCGCCGCGAGGGCGGCAUGUCCGGUAA
Cercospora beticola is the source of this 1392-nucleotide messenger RNA. RefSeq lists its product as uncharacterized. Gene Ontology annotation, molecular function: protein serine/threonine kinase activity; ATP binding. The record is from RefSeq and is a predicted model, not a curated record. Gene Ontology annotation, biological process: protein phosphorylation. NCBI's taxonomy places the organism in Eukaryota, Fungi, Ascomycota, Dothideomycetes, Mycosphaerellales, Mycosphaerellaceae.